CACGGAUUCCCUCUCGAGCCGUUUCCCAGCCGGGGCGAGCUUGGCUCGGCUAUCGGCGAGCGAUUUGGGAACCAGGCUUGGAAGGGGAAAGGCGAAGGCAAGAGUGGAAGGCAGGCGCCAGGACCGCGGACAGCUCCUCGCCCUUCCUCCCCUCGGCUGCGCGUACGUAUUAUCUAGAUUAUUUUGAUCCCAGCCCGUAGCCCCCUGCCUGCGUUGGCGAAGACUCCGGCUCCUCCUCUCCCCCGGGAACAUCCAGCAAGAAUCCAGGCCGGGAGAUUUGACGUCAGGGAGCGCUUUCGUCCUUUUGACGUGUAAGCGCUCAUUCCCAUUCUGGCCGUGGCGGCUCCAAGCCCGGCUCCAGCAUGAGACCAGCAGAGAGCGAAGGAGGCGACCGCGGCGAGGCACUUUCUUAGCAACUGCCCGCUCCUUCCUUUCCAGUGCCAGAUCGCGUAGCAACCAGAGCCGAAGGGACUUUCCUCGCCUUCUCCAGCAACAGUUCCCGACUUCUCCGGGCUGUUUCGUAUCUAGAAUUCAUUUCCUCCUCCCGGAGUAUCCCUUUCCCUCUCCCGGGGCCAUGGGAAAGAGAUGCCGGGCAGGGCAGAGCGUGAUCGCGGCUCUCCUCUGCGCCUGGACUGUGGUCCAGCUGGCCAAGGCAGAGCGGCAGUUCGUCAAUGAAUGGGCAGCGGAGAUCCCGGGGGGUCUAGAAGCAGCCCGGCUCAUAGCAGACGAGCUGGACUACGAACUUCUGGGACAGAUUGGGUUACUAGAAGAUCAUUAUCUACUUAGACUUAAGAAUCACCCUAGAAGAUCUCGACGAAGUGCUUCUCAUAUCACUAGGCAACUCACAGAUGAUGAUCGUGUGACUUGGGCAGAACAACAGUAUGAAAAAAAGCGAACUAAGCGUUCUGAAUUAGGAGACUCAGCAGAAAAUCUAUUUAAUGACCCAAUGUGGAGCCAGCAAUGGUAUCUGCAAGAUACAAGAAUCAACCGAUCUUUGCGCAAAUUGGAUCUCCAUGUCCUUCCAGUGUGGCAAAAGGGCAUCACAGGCAAAGGGAUUGUCAUAACAGUGCUUGAUGAUGGCUUGGAGUGGAAUCACACAGACAUUUACUUUAACUAUGAUCCUGAUGCAAGUUAUGAUUUCAAUGACAAUGAUCACGAUCCAUUUCCCAGAUAUGAUCCUACAAAUGAAAAUAAACAUGGAACACGAUGUGCAGGAGAGAUUGCCAUGCAAGCAAACAACCUAAAAUGUGGAGUUGGAGUGGCAUACAAUUCAAAAGUUGGAGGGAUCAGAAUGCUGGAUGGCAUAGUCACAGAUGCCAUUGAAGCUAGUUCAAUUGGAUUCAAUCCUGAUCACGUGGAUAUUUAUAGUGCCAGUUGGGGUCCAAAUGAUGAUGGGAAAACUGUUGAGGGGCCUGGCAGACUAGCACAAAAAGCUUUCGAAUAUGGAAUUAAAAAGGGAAGAAAAGGGAAAGGUUCCCUUUUUGUCUGGGCUUCAGGGAACGGUGGCCGUCAAGGAGAUAACUGUGACUGUGAUGGUUACACAGACAGCAUCUACACAAUCUCCAUCAGCAGUGCUUCACAGCAAGGCCAUUCUCCUUGGUAUGCAGAGAAGUGUUCCUCAACACUGGCCACAGCAUACAGCAGUGGGGACUAUUCUGACCAAAAAAUUAUAAGUGCGGAUCUACACAAUGAAUGUACAGCCACUCACACGGGGACCUCUGCUUCUGCUCCUUUAGCCGCAGGGAUUUUUGCUCUAGCUCUAGAAGCCAAUCCUAAUCUUACCUGGAGGGAUAUGCAACAUUUGGUAGUCUGGACAUCUGAAUUCGAUCCACUGGCCAACAAUCCAGGAUGGAAGAAGAACGGAGCUGGACUGAUGGUGAACAGCCGAUUUGGAUUUGGAUUACUCAAUGCUAAAGCACUGGUAGAUUUGGCUGAUCCCAAAAGCUGGAAAGGAGUGCCAGAGAAGAAAGAAUGCAUAGUUAAAGACAAUGACUUUCAGCCAAGGUUAUUAAAAGCUAGUGGUGAAGUUACCAUUGAAAUUCCUACCACAGCUUGUGAAGGUCAAGAAAAUGCCAUUAAAUCCUUGGAACAUGUACAGUUUGAAGCAACAAUUGAAUAUUCCCGCAGAGGUGACCUUCAUGUGACCCUGACCUCCCCAUCAGGGACCAAAACAGUCUUACUGGCUGAACGGCAAAGAGAUAAAUCACCUUAUGGUUUUAAGGACUGGGAUUUUAUGUCUGUUCACACCUGGGGUGAGGAUCCAACAGGAACCUGGGUUUUAAAAAUAGUUGAUAUGUCUAAAAGAAUGCAAAAUGAAGGCAGAAUUGUAAACUGGAAAUUGAUUCUGCAUGGCACUUCCACACGACCUGAACAUAUGAAGCAACCUCGCAUCUAUACAUCAUACAACACUGUCCAAAAUGACAGGAGAGGGGUGGAAAAGAUGAUAGACUCCAUGGAGGACCAUACGACCCAAGAAAACCUGAGUGACAAAUACAAAGUUAGAGGAAUCACUAGCAGCAAACAGCAAAACCAAGAUGUGGUUUCCUCUGAUGCAAUGCUCCGUCUACUUCAAAAUGCAUUCCAUAGUCAGUUGGUUGGGAAUCAUUUACCAAAGAAGAUGCUAAAUGAAAAUACGGAUAUUCCAUAUGAACAUUUCUAUCAAGCUCUUGAGAAACUAAACCAAGGCCCCGAGCUGAGACACUCAGAGGAGUCUCUAUAUAGUGACUAUGUUGACCAUUUUUACAAUUCAAAAUCAUAUAAGCACAGGGAUGACAGACUACUACAAGCUUUGAUUGAUAUUCUAAAUGAGGAAAAUUAAAAACAGUCCUUGGCAGAAAACUAGAUUGGAAAUAUUCACAUCUCCAGUGCACUCCUAAUUUCGAGUAAUUGGCAUCUUUCCAUGAGUACAAUUGGUAUUAUUCUAUAUUUAUCAAUUGCCUCAAGAAUAAGCAAAACAAAAAGUUGGAUAGAUAUGAAAUGGCAACCAAUUUAUUCAAAGCAAUCUAUAAUCUUUUCAGAUAGGCAGCCUCCUUCAGGAAUGAGUAAAACCAGUUUCUCAAGGAAGUAGCACAAUGUCACUGCAACAGUUGUGUUUAUUACCCUUUCUAUACAAACUAUAAAUAUUUUAGAUUUUAUUACUGCUCACCUAUCUCAAAAUGUAACAUUGUUUGGAUAUACUAGGAGACUUGUCUGUCUUUCUAAUAUGGUCCCUGGGCACAAAAUAGCAUAGUGCAUUGCCCCUCUCCUUAGUGGCUCUCAUCUCAGUUUUGAAACUAGAAAACCACACCCAUGCUUUAGGUAUAUCAUAUAUUUAAAGAUAGAUCAGAUGAGAUUGAAAGGGGCCCAAGUUAAAUGUGCAAUCAAUAGUAUUUCAGGUAGAAGAAAACUUGGAAAAUAUAUAUCUUCCCACUGAUUUAGAGUGCACCAUCCUAUGCAUAUUUACUAGUACUAAGUAAAUCCCACUGAUUUCAGUGGAUCUGAUACUCAGAGAAAUAUGCAUAGGAUUACAGCUCUAUUGAAUUCAUGGGGAAGACUUGCAGAAAAAAUAAGGUAGUGUCCUCAUAAUACCCUGCCAAUUUCUUUCAGUCCAAAUAUUGAAAUGUAAUUUACCUUAUAUCCAGUUUUUAGUUUCUUUUCCCUCACAGCUUCCUUUUUAAAAACAUAUUUUCCCCCUUUGGUAAAUCUCAACACAUUUUCAACAAAAGGACAGCUCUUCACUGUGUUCCUUUCAUCAGGGAAACUCCUUAUUACAUCAGCCAAGUCAGGCACAGAUUUUGGGAAAAUCAAAAGUGUCUGUCCUGUUUAUUUCAGAGGAUAAGUCAAGAAGAGUUUGCUAGCAAAAACAGUCUGUGGCAAUUGGAAUUGAGUCCUAAUGGAAAAGCAUUAGAUUUUCUCCUUCACUUGUAUGAAUGAAUAUCAGCGCUGUUAGGCUCUCAGAUUCACACAUUUCAAGCGAUAGAGUUCUCAGAAAAGAGAGAUUUUUUUAAAAAACAAAAGAAAGAAAUUCUAAAUAUAAAUAUGAAAACACUAAAUAUUAUUAUUGGUACUGUAUUUUUCAGCAUUGAUGACACUUUUCACCCAACUGAGAGACUGCUAUCAGUUCAAAACUGACAUGAGAAGCCAAUAACCAAAGGGCAGAGAGGCUUUUUAAAAUAAUAAAAUAAAAUGGUUUAAUUGUUACAUUAGACAUGGCAGCAUUUACAGAGAAUAAGUAUUAGGCUGAAGCCUGUCAGAGACUGAAAUAGAUAAAAAUAUGGAAAUGAAGCAAAUGAAGCAAAAAUAGGCAUAAAAGGCUGCAAAAUCAGAAGGAAAAAAAGAAGGGGUGUAAAGCAGAUUACAGAUUUCAAGCUAUACUUGAAAAAUCACUUCCUCAUUUAACUAUAGGUAUGAGAAAAAUCAUCAAUAAGAUUCAAAAUAACAUAUAAAUCAUGCAGGUUUUAACCCCCCAGAGUACAUGCCUUUAGUACAUGAAGUCAAGUUAUUGAAAUCAAAACAAUCAUAUUACCAAAAUGCUUUAUUUUUGCCUCAGAAUUACAUUUGGGGCCACAAACAUUAGACUAGGCACAUAGGUUACCACCAUGCCUUAGAUUAAUCAAGCCUCCUUGAAUUUUAGCAAGUUGAUAUUACUGGUUCUGGUGGCUGCAAAAGUGGGCUGGGGAAUUCAUGCAGUCCAUAGUUAGCCAAUAUAUGGCUUAAGAUCUCAGAGCAAAAGAUUAUCUCAUUUGGGGAAAAAGCUUAUUCUCCAUUUAUUUUACUAGUCGUGUGCUUCCACCUACAAAAAUGGAGCAACAGGGAUAUCAUCUCUCCAUCAAUUGCAUGGGAAGACACCAGUAUCCAUUCUGAUCAUGGUUUAUGUGGUCCAGCAUGAUCAGCAUGGAAAGGACAGCAGCCACGAGCAGCAUGAAAUCAGACACACUUCUUAGCUGCAGCUACUGAUUCCUUUCAGGGAAGGCAAAAAUCUUAUUUUUUUUAAUAUUUUGAUAUUUUGGGAAGAGGUUUUUAUGAUGAUAGUUUUGAUGCUACAAUCCUGAUAAAUUAUAUUAAAGGAACAGAAUUAUAAUAAAAGAAUUAUAAUUAUCCCUUUUCCCCUUAAUUUAAAUAUGGUAUUAUUUUUAUGCUGAAUAAAUUUCAUUAAUAUUUUUUACCAUUAUUCUGUAUUUACAAUAAGAGCAGUAGAAAGUUCAGAGAGAGAAUCAUCUAAAAUAGAAAGCACUAAUAGAUUUCAAGAUUUGCACAUUAUUACAAGGCUAUCACAAGGAAGAGGAUGUGGUUUUAUUCUCCACAAUGACAAAGGGUAGGAAGCAAUGGAUGGACGUUUUUUUAUAGAGAAAGACAUUUAAAAUUUAAAUAAAUUUAUUUAAUUUAAAUUUAAAUAAAUUUAAAAUUAGGAGGAAUGUCCUGACUGUGAGAAUAGUUAAGUUGCCUCUGAUCCUGGAAGUGUUCAAACAAGGUCAAACAAUCAUUUGUCUGGUAUUAUUUAAGAUUUCCUGCCUUAAGCAGAGGUUGGACUAGAAAAUUCGCAAGGAACUUUCCAGCCUAUGAUUUUAUGAGAAAUACACAACAAAUUAUAGGGCAUUUCCUUUACUAAAUAGUCAAAAAAAGGCACAUAUAUUGCACAUAUCACUUUGGCUGGAUUCAUAUAUCUCUUUAAUAUAUCUUUUGUUUGGUUUCAGCUAUGUGGUUCCAAAUAUUGCUAAAAUGCUUAAUGUGAUAUGUGGAUUCAAGUCUUGACUGGAUUUCUAACUUAAUGGUUAUUGACUCAUUUCUAACUUAACCUGUGAAGUUUACAAAUUUCUGUCCAGAGGGAACAGCACUAGCAUUAUUAUAGUGUAAAUUGCCAUUCAAUAUCAGCAGUUAUUAGUAUAGUAUAAGAUUGUCAUGCUCCUUUAUAGACAAGAAUUAUACUUUAUUCUUUGAUUAAGUAAGUAUCCAUAUUGUAGCCAAAAUUAAAUGAAAUCUAAAUUAAUCUUGUGCAAAUUCUGAUAAUGUGAAUGUUUCCAACCUAGACUUACCCCCAGAAUGCUAAAUUAUUUUGGUUAAGUCUUUUCUUGGUGCCAGUAUGUAUUUGUGACAAUGUAAAAUGUAAAAUGAAAGACAAAAAUGUUUUAUGUCAAAGAAAAUGAACAUUAUAUUUUCUUUACAGGUAUUUAUAAAGUAUUAAAGCUUUUAUCAGACAUAAUUUAAGAAGAAUAAAUUAUGAAAAACUUUAAAAA
Messenger RNA from Crotalus tigris (Tiger rattlesnake), 6212 nucleotides. It is a transcript of the gene PCSK1, whose product is annotated as proprotein convertase subtilisin/kexin type 1. Gene Ontology annotation, molecular function: serine-type endopeptidase activity. The transcript is spliced from 14 exons. The record is from RefSeq and is a predicted model, not a curated record. Gene Ontology annotation, cellular component: trans-Golgi network; Golgi membrane. Gene Ontology annotation, biological process: protein processing. Bases 575 to 2818 code for a protein of 747 amino acids. NCBI's taxonomy places the organism in Eukaryota, Metazoa, Chordata, Lepidosauria, Squamata, Viperidae.